Molecule: messenger RNA, 474 nt
Organism: Sapajus apella (tufted capuchin)
Lineage: Eukaryota; Metazoa; Chordata; Mammalia; Primates; Cebidae
Gene: TXNDC8
Product: thioredoxin domain containing 8
Exons: 5
Coding region: 41-433 (130 amino acids)
Biological process (GO): spermatogenesis
Cellular component (GO): Golgi apparatus
Source: RefSeq, a predicted model, not a curated record
UCAUCUUAUUCUCUACAAAAUGUCAUGAGAUUCAGUGAUUAUGCACAUUUCUUCAUUUAUUUUCUGGUUUCAGAAUGAAUUUAAAACAUUUUUGACAGCUGCUGGACAUAAACUCGCAGUGGUUGAAUUUUCUUCAACAUGGUGUGGUCCCUGCAAAAGAAUGUGCCCUAUUUUUCAUGCAAUGUCUGUGAAAUACCAGAAUGUAUUUUUUGCUAAUGUGGAUGUGAACAAUUCUCCGGAGCUGGCUGAAACUUGUCACAUCAGAAGAAUACCCACAUUUCAGAUGUUCAAGAAAAGCCAGAAGGUAACCCUUUUCUCAAGAAUCAAAAGAAUAAUUUGCUGUUACAGAAGUGGUGUCAUGAGCAAUCCGAUUUUUGAAUUUUGUGGAGCUGAUGCUAAAAUAUUGGAAGCCAAGAUUCAAGAAUUAAUGUAAGCUGAUCUCCAAGACAAAAUAUACUUGUGACAUUUUAAAAG